Molecule: messenger RNA, 1252 nt
Organism: Photinus pyralis (common eastern firefly)
Lineage: Eukaryota; Metazoa; Arthropoda; Insecta; Coleoptera; Lampyridae
Gene: Rrp40
Product: exosome complex component RRP40
Exons: 1
Coding region: 78-767 (229 amino acids)
Biological process (GO): U4 snRNA 3'-end processing; nuclear polyadenylation-dependent rRNA catabolic process; CUT catabolic process
Cellular component (GO): cytoplasmic exosome (RNase complex); nuclear exosome (RNase complex)
Molecular function (GO): RNA binding
Source: RefSeq, a predicted model, not a curated record
CACAUCCAUGCAUGAUCCAAGAAUGGGAAAAAUAAAAUGCUAGGUUAUGUUUACUGGAUAUCUUGCGAAACGUAAACAUGCCCGAAAAUAUCGGAGAAUUUGUCUUUCCCGGCGACGUAGUUAGAGAUUUAAAAGUCGUAAAUGGUGUAAUAUUAAGAGGACCGGGGUUACAUUCUCACGAAGAGCCAAACUGUCUGUUAGUCACCCGAGCCGGAAAGCUUUGCUUUAAACCUCCCAACGUUUACUGGGUAGAAGGUCACUUUAAGCGUUACUAUCCAAAAAAGGGCGAUCUGGUUGUCGGAAUUAUUAAGAAAAGCGGAAACGUGUGCAAGGUCGAUAUUGGAAGCAGCGAAGUGGCAUCGCUCUCGUUACUGUCCUUCGAAGGAGCGACGAAGAAACAGAAGCCCGAUCUGCAGGUCGGGGAUGUCGUAUACGCGAAACUGUUAAGUGCACAUCGAGAAAUGGAGCCCGAGUUGGUGUGCGUCGACUCUUAUUAUAAAGCGGGAAAAUUAGGACCUUUAUCUAACGACGGUUUUGUUAUGAAUGUCAGUUUAAAUUUCGUUAAUCGGAUAUUGGACGUUAACAGUCUAUUAUUAAGGGCCUUAGGGCAGAAGUACGUUUUCGAAAUUGCGGUCGGUAUGAAUGGGAAAGUGUGGAUAAAUGGACAGAGGACCAUAGACGUUUUAAAUUUAAUGAAUGCUCUGCUGGCAGCAGAACGCGAAAGUAACUCCAAUAUUGUGAAUGUUUGUAGACGAUACUUAACAUAAAUUUCAUAAAUUACGUUUUACCGUUAUUCUAAUUGUGAUGGACAAACUGAUUUACAUUGAGAUCAAUGUUACAAAUGCACUUACUUCAUAAAUUUAUGAUGUAAUUGGAGAACUUGUAAUAAUGAAAUUCUUAAUUAAUAAAAGGAAUCUGAGUCAAUGCAAUAUAAACUUACGCUCGGAUUUACGCGUUUUGGCCCAGUUUACCAAGAUCAACAACUUAAAGAAUUCAGUCACUACUUUUAAUAAAAAUGUAAUGUAAAUUUUUGAAGAAAACCUAUCAUUAUUAUUUAUACAAAUCAAAAAAGUUACGUUACCUUACUUACUGUUUUGGAAAUCAAUGCUUUCUCUAUGGUACCAAUACGAUUGCCGGCCUUGAUUUUUUCAUCAGUAUCCAAUACUUUUGAACUAAUGCUUUUAACAAAAAUCAAAGCAGGCUGGUAUGCAUAAAAAUUGAAAGUCGGCCAUAUCUGUCAAGCUUAUAUGUC